UAAUUAUAAUAUUUUUUUUUGACUAGAUUCUUGAAAAUCAUCAUUCAAGAAUUCUCUUUUGAAUUCUUGAUAAACAAAAUUUUGUAUUUUGUGUUGCAUGGAAUUAGGAAUUUUUGAAACUCAACUUUUUAUUGAUCUUAUUGGUGUUACUGUUAAUAAUAAUAAUAAUAGUAACAAUAAUAAUCAUUCUUUAAGAUGCCAACCCACAAGUUCCAUUGGGUUGGCAAACUAUAAUAUUAAUCUUGAUUGUUCUGAUCAUCAUUUUGAUCAUAAUGUUAAUGAUAUAAUUCUUGGUUUUCGACGAAAUCCAGAUGUUGUUCUGAGAAUGGAGAUGGAAAGAUCAAUGUCCCUUCUUCAGAUGAUGGUAAAUGAAGGUUUAGUGCCUUGUGGUGAAGAGGAAAUGAAGAGGAGAAAUGCUAUUGACAAGCUCAAAAAGAUUGUAGUGGAAUGGGUGAAAACAGUGACUUACCAGCGAGGUCUUCCGAAAAAGUACCUUAAGUUUGCCUCUGGGACGAUAUUGACAUAUGGAUCGUAUGGUUUAGGGGUUUACAAUUCAGAGUCGGAUAUUGAUGCUUUAUGUGUUGGUCCAUACUUCGCCACUAUAGCUGAAGACUUUUUCAUCGUUCUGCAUGACAUGCUUGCAAGCAGGCCCGAAGUAUCAGAAAUCCACUGUGUUAAGGAUGCACGAGUUCCUCUGAUGCGAUUCAAAUUUGAUGGGAUAUCCAUUGAUCUUCCCUACGCUCGACUCAAAGUAAUAUCCAUCCCUGAGAAUGUGGACGUGUUUAAUCCAUUCUUCCUUAAGAACAUCGAUGACACCAGCUGGAAAAGUUUGUCUGGCGUGCGUGCCAAUAGGAGCAUUCUUCAUCUUGUGCCAAACAUAGAGGUAUUCCAAGCAGUGCUGCGUUGCAUCAAGUUAUGGGCAAAAAGACGAGGAGUUUAUACAAAUUUGCUUGGAUUCUUCGGAGGAAUUCACUUAGCAGUGCUUUCAGCGUUUAUCUGUCAAAGGCAUCCAAGCGCCAGCUUAAGCGCGCUCAUUUUACUUUUCUUCAAGAUAUUCGCGUUGUGGCCUUGGCCAACUCCGGUAAUUCUGCAAGACCAAAUAGCUAGGCCACUCAUCCCGACUGAUAAGGUUUCGUGGAUGCCAAUUCAGUUACCGUGUAGUCCAUACGAAUUUUGUCAUUCCAACAUUACCCGAAGCACAUUCUAUAAAAUCAGGACCGAGUUCCUCAGAGGACAUAUGCUGACUAAGGAUAUGUUGAGCCCGGAUUUUGAUUGGAAUAUCCUUUUUGAGCCUUUUCCUUAUGCAAGAAGAUAUGGACUAUUCGUCAAAAUCUUCCUCUCCGCUAGCGAUAAAGAUGAGCUGGGAGACUGGGUGGGUUGGGUCAAGUCGCGAUUUCGCUGUUUACUUGUCAAGCUGGAGGAGUUACUCGGUUUCUGUGACCCGAACCCAACUGAAUACGUCGACACAGAUGCAUCAGAGCCUAAUGUGACCUUCUACUGGGGUUUACCAACCGGUAGAGCUGAUCUAAUCAAAGCUGAUCUAGUCGAAGAAUAUUUUCUCAAGAGCGUAGACAACGGAUUGAAUCACAACUCAACUACUGGCACGAUGAAGUUAUCGAUAGUGAAAGAGUAUCAGUUGCCUAAGAAAGCUCAGUCUGUUUGCGAACGAAAGCACACCAAGCCAUCCUGGAGAGUUGUUGAUGGAAAUCGAAAAAAAACACCUUCACAGUCCAAGUAUAAACCACAUUGCGCUAACGAAUACUUGCCUACGAGCGAGAAUCCCAAGUACCCGAGAGCUGGCGGGUAGCUAGGGUGCAUGCAGACCUAUUCAGAGCUAUUAAACCCGGAUCCACUUGUUGGGAAAUGCAUGCAACUAAGUCGAAGCGAUAACAAGAAUAUUUCUAGUAAAUACAGGUUUGACAAUGCACAUAUUUGUUGAUCACACACAUAUAGAGAAAACAUCAAAAAAAAAAUAUAAAAAUUUGUACAUUUGCAUUUGUGUUGUAUUGAUUUUGAAACUCUUUGGAUCCUCAAAAACACCAUUUUUUUGUUUCUAUUUAUGGAAGAAAAUGUGUAGAAAAAUUGAA
Molecule: messenger RNA, 2087 nt
Organism: Capsicum annuum
Lineage: Eukaryota; Viridiplantae; Streptophyta; Magnoliopsida; Solanales; Solanaceae
Product: nuclear poly(A) polymerase 3
Exons: 10
Coding region: 98-1807 (569 amino acids)
Cellular component (GO): nucleus
Molecular function (GO): RNA binding; poly(A) RNA polymerase activity
Source: RefSeq, a predicted model, not a curated record